GACAAAGAAAGAUAAAUUUGAUAACUGAUUUGUCUAUUUGAGAGAUUAAAUUGAUAAAAUAAAUCCGUAGAGAGCUUUUGUCAAGGGGGUUUGUACUCUAUGGCCAAUUUCUCUGUCAUGCUAAGAGCUUUUCCCUUUUCAUAAACCCAUCUCUGCUUGUAGUAGAUUCCUGUAUGCCUGUAUUAUACUUAGCAAGGGAGAAAUGUUAGACACUAGGCAUGAGGGUAUCCCAAACAGAGGUUUGGUAUAAAAAAAAAUUGAUAUCGAGGUAAGGCAUCUUUUGAAAUACCGCAAAACUUGUUCACUUCUUUUCCUGCAAAACCCUUAUCCAAGGAGGCUUACAGGAGACAACAUCCGUUCAACUUCUCAUCUUUUCGUUACUUGAGUUUCUAUGGGGAUAAUAUGGGUGGAGGUCUGCUUGAUAUCUGCACAUGGACUUCAGCACUCAACCUCACUUUGGAAGCGUCAGUGGUUUGCUGUUGGGUGGAUUGAUAUUAACAGCAAAUAUUGCACCAAGGUUGUUGAUUCGGGGAGUGCAAAUCCUGUAUGGAGAACCAAGUUUGCCAUUCCAGUUGAGGACUCUGCACCAAAUCUCCUGGAUUUGGCACUGAAUGUGGAAGUUUACAGUACAGAUCCCAUAUUCUUCACGGAAAAGCUCCAUGGCUCAGCAACAGUUUUUCUCAGAGAGUUUCUUUUCAAGCAGGUAAAGAAUUCUGAGGUAUCCAAUUCCAGGCAGCAGGGAGUUGGAAGCUACCAAUUACGAAAGAAGUCGUCUAGUAAACCAAGAGGUUUCAUCGAUAUUUUAAUUUGUAUUUCUAACGAGAAGAAAGAGCCAAAUCCCCACUCAGGAAACAAGGAUGGAAUUUUGUUCUUAGAUGAUGGAGAUAGUACCCAAUUCAACAACAUAGAGGGAGGAGUAAGGCAAGCAUACCGUCGGAAGCCUCAGGCUUCAAUCCAUCAACCAGAAGAUCAUGUACAUACAAACGUCCCAGACUACCAUUCAGUACCUUUCACCACUACAAACUAUUAUAAUCCGUACGUGGGUGAAGCAAGCUAUCAUGAGACGGGUGAAGCAAGCUACCAUGAGAUGGGUGAAACAAGCUACCAUGAGGUUGGUGAACCAAGCUACCAUGAGACAGGAGAAACAAGUUACCAAGAGGUGGGUCAACAAAGCUACCAUGAGGCAACUGGGCCAAGCUAUCUGCUGCCUAGAACAAUAACUCCUCCUCCACCGUCCCCACCAUCAAAUGUUGGCUAUAUUUCCACCUUUCUCCCAAUAAAUGAGGGCUUGUCUCCAAGCUACACAGCCCCUGGCAAGAGGGUACAUGCGGGAGGUGCAAUGGGGUUAGGUGCUGGAGCACUAGCUGCUGGUGCUGGAGCACUAGCUGCUGGUGCUGUAAUAUUUGGUGAUGACUUCAUGUCAGGAUUUGAUGUUCCUCCGGACCUGGGAGAUUCUAGUUUCAACCUAGAAAUGGAUCCUCGUUUCUAAACAAGAUUUGUUCAGCUUUAAGUAACUAUAUUUGGCUGCACAACCUUCUAGCAAAUCCUUUAUUGACGUUGUAUACGGAUUCUACUUCCACAUUCUUACGUGUACUUCUGUUAGAGAAAUGCCGUGUUUCAUUGACAAGGCAGAAAGAUCAAGUUAUUUGUUACUUUUAGCUAGCAAUAUUUUCUUUUAGUGACAA
This is a messenger RNA of Vigna unguiculata (cowpea), 1685 nucleotides long. RefSeq lists its product as uncharacterized. The record is from RefSeq and is a predicted model, not a curated record. Lineage: Eukaryota; Viridiplantae; Streptophyta; Magnoliopsida; Fabales; Fabaceae.